Messenger RNA from Mesorhabditis belari, 963 nucleotides. Lineage: Eukaryota; Metazoa; Nematoda; Chromadorea; Rhabditida; Rhabditidae. The record is from the annotation of a GenBank genome assembly.
AUGCGAAUUCGACGAAUGGUGGCGAACUGUUCGUCAGCGGCGGCACUGUGUAUUCAAUUUGUGGCUGGGCUUUCAAAUGCGGUAGUCGAUCGCUCGUCUCCUUCACAAUACAACACCCAUCCCAAAUAUUAUUCGCAACAACAUCAAAACCUUUCAUCAUCUCAGUCUUAUCAUCCAGCGAUUGUACCGUCUCCGAAUCGCUAUCAUAGCUAUGGAGUUGCCGGCACCAAUAUGAAAGGCCUCAACUCUCUUACUUUACAUCCAGGUUCAUACGAGCCUCCACUCGCUGCUCAUUCGUUCCGUCUCUACUCAAUGAGAUUUUGUCCAUUUGCGCAAAGAGUUGUCAUCUAUUUGGCCAAGAAAAACAUCCCUGUCGAGAUCACGAAUGUGAACCCAGAUAAAGGACCAGCUUGGUUUCUCGCAAAGAGUCCACUCGGAAGAGUGCCAGCGCUUGAAAUCAAUGGAAAAAUUCUCUGGGAGUCGAAUGUGAUUUGCGAAUAUUUGGAUGAUCUUUUCCCUUCGACUUCUGUUCUCCCAAAGGAUCCCUACGACAAAGGAAUGCAAAAGAUUGUUCUCGAAAGAUUGUCACCGCUAAUGAACGUACUCUUCGAGUUCUUCCGUGCCACCUCUCCCCAACAGAUGCGACAGGUGGACAACAGCUUGCAUUCAGCUCUACGCAACGCCGAGAGUUUGUUGACUGAUCAAUUCUAUGGAGGUCGAAACAUUGGCUAUGCAGAUAUCUUGUUGUGGCCUUUCAUGGAGCGCCUUGAAUUGAUCACCCUCAAUCCGCACACUCAAUUCCACUAUUUCCCUGGGCUUCACUACCCGAAAAUGGGCGCUUAUAUUGCAAGAAUGCAGCGGCAACCUGAGGUGAAAUUUGCAUUGAGACCCCUCUCUCAUCACAAAGCCUAUGUUGACAGUUAUGCGGCCGGUCGACCAAACUACGACUAUGGCAUUUUCAAC